This is a messenger RNA of Branchiostoma belcheri (Belcher's lancelet), 4165 nucleotides long. Its product is annotated as intraflagellar transport protein 80 homolog. Lineage: Eukaryota; Metazoa; Chordata; Leptocardii; Amphioxiformes; Branchiostomatidae. Gene Ontology annotation, biological process: cilium assembly. The coding region runs from base 121 to 2436 and encodes 771 amino acids. Gene Ontology annotation, molecular function: protein binding. The record is from RefSeq and is a predicted model, not a curated record. Gene Ontology annotation, cellular component: cilium; intraciliary transport particle B; centrosome. The transcript has 19 exons.
CACAUUCCAGGAUAUUUCCCAGAGCGCGGUUGUUUGAGUGUAUUUUUCUUCGGACAUCGCCUGGUUUUUAUUUUAAUAACAACUUCUGCUGGCACUGAGAUAUUCACGGGACUUACAGACAUGAGGCUGAAGAUAUCUCUCGCCAAGGAACCGAAACAUACAGAGCUGGUCAGCAGUGUAGGUUGGACCACAGCAGAUGAGCUGUACUCCUGCAGUGACGACCACGCCAUCCUCAAGUGGAGUCUGCUCACCAACGAAACCUCACAGCUGGCCAAGCUUCCUGCGGAGGUGUACGCGACUGACAUCCACUGGUUCCCCAAGGUCGUGGGGGGAGGGAAGGGCAAACAGACGCAGUCAGAUGUGUUCGUGCUCACCAGUACUGACGGGAAGUUCCAUUUGAUAUCCCGGUUGGGGAGGGUGGAGAAGAGUGUUGAAGCCCACAAAGGAGCUGUGCUGUCAGGGAGGUGGUCGUAUGAUGGAACAGCCAUGGCUACAGCUGGAGAGGAUGGUCAAGUUCGUAUCUGGUCCCGUAGCGGGAUGUUGCGCUCCACCAUGGUACAACAGGGAACACCGGUCUACUCGCUUGCCUGGGGACCAGACUCGGACCAGAUCCUGUACACCAGCGGUCGGCAGCUUAUCAUUAAACCUCUGCAGGCCAACGCUAAACCUAUACAGUGGAAAGGCCAUGAAGGGGUGAUCCUAAAGAUUGAUUGGAACGCAGUAAACAACCUCAUCCUGUCUGGUGGGGAGGACUGUAGGUACAAGGUGUGGGACAGCUAUGGUCGUCUGUUGUUCACCAGCCAGGUGCAUGAUUAUCCCGUCACCUCAGUAAGCUGGGCGCCUGACGGGGAGCUUUUUGCUGUCGGGUCAUUCAACACACUCAGGCUCUGUGAUAAAACUGGGUGGUCCUAUGCCCUUGAGAAGCCCAACACAGGGAGUGUGUUCAACAUCGCCUGGUCUAGCGACGGCACGCAGAUCGCUGGGGCUUGUGGGAACGGUCACGUGAUCUUCGGCCACGUGAUCGAGCGAAGGCUCGAGUGGAAGAACUACGAGGUCACGGUCGCUGACCGGAAGUCCAUCCAGGUCCGGAAUGUGAUGGACGAUUCGCGGGAAAAGUUGGACUUCCGUGACCGAAUUAUCAAGACUUCGCUGGCGUUCGGCCAUCUUGUGGUGGCGACCACGUCACAAUGUUACGUUUACAGCACCAAGAAUUGGAACACUCCAAUGAUCUUUGACCUAAAGGAAGGCACAGUCACCCUGAUAGUGCAGACUGAGAAGCACUUUGCUCUGGUUGACAACAGUGGUAUACAGGUGUACUCGUAUGAGGGCCGAAUGCAGGCAUCCCCCAAAGUCCCCGGCCUGCGUCCGGACGUACUAAACGUGCAAACUCUCGCUAUCAGUAAUGAUGCUGUGGCCAUACGCGACAAGAAGGACGAAAAAGUUGUCCACUUGUUCGACGCCAUGUCAGGAAAACCACUCGGAGAUGGGAAACCUUUUGUACACAAGUUGGAGGUGAUGGAGGUAGCGCUGGACCAGUGCGGCCCUGCGCCAGAACGCCGGCUAGCCCUGGUGGACAGGAACCGGGACCUGUACCUGGCGCAAGUACGCGCCACCGGAGGCACCAGGAAGGUCAUCAAACUAGGCACAAUGGUCCACUCCAUGUCGUGGAAUGAUGAAACCAACAUGCUGGCAGCCCUACAGGACACAAAGCUGGUUGUGUACUACUUUCCAAACGCUGUGUACGUCGACAAGGACAUACUGCCCAAAACUGUCAUGGAAAAGGACGCCACUGAGUUUGGGAAGAACCCCCAGAUCGUGAACUUCCUGGGGAAUCAUGUGAUCAUCCGCCGCGCCGACGGUUCAUUGGUCAGCACCGGGGUGUCGCCCUAUCCCAGCAUGCUUCACUCCUACGUGUCCAACUCCCGCUGGGAUGACGCCGUCAGGCUCUGCAGAUUCGUCAAGGAUGAGGCACUGUGGGCCUGUCUGGCUGCCAUGGCUGCUUAUGCCAAGGACCUCAACACUGCAGAGGUGGCCUAUGCUGCAAUAGACGAGGUGGACAAGGUGCAGUACAUCUUACACAUUAAGGAGAUUCCCUCCAAGGAGGCGAGAAAUGCUGAGAUGGCGCUUUUCUGCGGAAGUCCCCAAGACGCGGAGGGGAUCCUCCUUCAGUCUGGGCUCAUCUUCAGAGCCAUUCAGAUGAACAUCAACCUCUACAACUGGGACAGAGCCCUGGAGCUUGCGGUGAAGCAAAAGACUCACGUGGACACGGUUCUGGCCUUCCGACAGAAGUACCUGGAGAAAUUCGGCCGGAACGAGAAGAGCAAACGCUUCCUGCAGUACGCAGAGGGGGUUGAGGUUGACUGGCAGAAGAUAGAAGCAAAGAUCGAGAUGGAGCACCAGAAAGAACGGGAAAAAGCGGCCACAGCCCGGCGGUAACAUGGAGGGAAGAGAUCGGGUUACACGUAGAACAUAGGGCUUUAACAUGGAGGCAGGGGUUCAGGUUACAUGUAGAACAUAGGACUGGGCUUCAACAUGGCUGGUGGCUAUUAGGUUACAAAUAGUGUUCAUUUCAACAUGGCUGAAGAGUAUCCGAUUUUAGAAUCAAGGCUAGUUAGUAAAAGGUGUUUCGGGAUUUCCUUCAGCAUGGCCGACAGAUAUCACCUUACAGAUAGAACCCGGGUUGUGUACAGAUCUACUUCAACAUGGCUGAUGGGUGUCCGGUUACAUGUAGUGUUUGCUUCAACAUGGCUAAAGAGUAUCCGAUUUCAGAUUUAAGGCUAGUAAAAGCGGGUGUUAGAGAUUUCCUUUAACAUGGCCGACAGAUAUCACCUUACAGAAUCUGAUAGAACACGAGUUGUGUACAGCUCUAGUUCAACAUGGCUGAGGGGUGUCAGGUUACAGAUAGUUUUGCUUCAACAUGGCUGUAGAGUAUCCCAUUUCAGAUUUAAGGCUAGUGGAGGCGGGUGUAAGCGAUUUCCUUCAACAUGGCAGGUAGAUAUCGCCUUACAGUUGUGUAAAGCUGUACUCCAACAUGGCUCGUGGCUAUUAGGUUAAUCAGAUAGCUGUGCAGACAAAUAUCAAGUUACAGACAGAAGGCUGUAUGUACUUCAUUCAAUACAUGACACUUGGUAAUUAGUCUUUGAGUUCCUAAGUAUACCAUAAGCAAGGGUAGGUAGUUCUUUUUUGUGAAGUUACAUUCCACAAAGUUGAUACUAUAUAGUGUGUAUAUUGUGUGAAAUAUUGUGUAUAUAUUAAUAAAGUAUUUGUCCUUGAUACAAUCCUAUUGAAAAGAUUACCAGUUUUGUGUGUGUACAAUCUAUGAAUAGAGUUUCCUAUGUAGAUAAUCUAUUAAAAGUGAAAAUUCACAAUUUAAGGCUUGUUUGUGAUUCCUUAAGCUCGUAUGUGAUUUCUUAAACUUGUAUGUAAGAUGGAUAAAUAAAGACACACUUGCUUGUGUUUUUUUAUUUCAAAUUUCACAUUUUGAAAAUAGACAUAACAUAUACAUACAUAGACCAUAGAAAUUCCUGCUUUUGAAUCUGAUGAUAUUUACAAAGUACUUUGAACUACGUGGGUCAAAAGUAAGACGAUACUUUCCCGUAACAGUAAUAGUAGUAUAUUAUUCAAGUUUGGUCAAAUUGUCAAAACACGAGAAAGCUGGCAAAAAAUAGCUGUAAAUUACCAAGUAAUAUUUUCCUGAUCCUUAUAAAUACAACAUUUUGUUCUUAGCAAGAAUUAGUUUAGAUUUAAAGAUACAUGUAUAUAGGACGGCAACCACAAUUUGCAAGCAAAGUAUUCACAGUACGAGUGCAUGAUACAUUGUACUUAAUACUUUUAGACUACACACACACACUUAGCCUAUUAUAGCUCCCGAGUUCUACAGUCAAAUAUUUGUGGAGAGGAUGUAGGACUCGGGAGCUAUAAUGCAUUUGGUUACCAGGCUAACACACACACUACACUAGAUUUUAGCCAAAAGGCCCAGAAGCAUGUAUGGGAACAUAUGAUACAAUUUACCAGUUGAUUCUAAACAGCAGUAUACAAUCUUCAUUACAAAUGUUACACAUAAAUAUCUUUUGCCCCAUGAAGGUUAGACAUCCAGGUAAUACGAUACACCAAAAAGCAGUUACUCAAGCAACUGGAUAUGAUUUUGGAAACGGUCAGACAUUUC